Messenger RNA from Ictalurus furcatus (blue catfish), 3079 nucleotides. It is a transcript of the gene mfn1b, whose product is annotated as mitofusin 1b. The record is from RefSeq and is a predicted model, not a curated record. Lineage: Eukaryota; Metazoa; Chordata; Actinopteri; Siluriformes; Ictaluridae. Gene Ontology annotation, cellular component: mitochondrial outer membrane. The coding region runs from base 170 to 2425 and encodes 751 amino acids. The transcript has 19 exons. Gene Ontology annotation, molecular function: GTP binding; GTPase activity. Gene Ontology annotation, biological process: mitochondrion localization; mitochondrial fusion.
UUGGAAACAGAAGCUCCACGCUGCUUUAUAAUCUACAUGUCAUAUGAGUGUGUGUGGGUCAAAUAUUUUCCUGUAGCUGCCAUUAGCAUGUCAAAUCCAAAGAGGAUAUAAUCAGUCGCCGAGUCGGUUCGGUACAUCUUCCUUGUUUGGGGAUCUUAAAGGUAAAGACAUGGACCAAGAGAACUGCUCUCCUCUCAAACACUUUGUACUGGCCAAAAAGAAGAUUGGUGAUGUUUUUGAGCAGCUGCUUAAUUACGUUGAGGCUAGUUCACAGUUUGUUAAAGAUACAUGUUAUAAUGAGUCGUUAGAGCACAUUGCAAACAGAGAUCAGUUGGAUGAGAUCGAGGCGUACACCAGCAGACUAGCAGUUAUCAAAGAGGUGCUGGCUCGCAGACAUAUGAAGGUGGCCUUUUUUGGCAGAACAAGCAAUGGAAAGAGCACAGUUAUCAAUGCCAUGCUGCGCGACCGGGUGAUGCCCAGUGGCAUCGGCCACACAACAAACUGCUUUUUGAGUGUUGAAGGCACUGAUGAAGACAGGGCUUAUCUGAAGACUGAGGGAUCAGAGGAAGAGAAGAGCAUCAAGACUGUCAACCAGCUGGCUCAUGCACUGCACAUGGAUGAGAGUCUUGAUGCCGGGUGUCUGGUUAAGGUCUUCUGGCCCAAAACGAAGUGCAUCCUUCUUAGGGAUGACCUAGUACUCAUGGACAGUCCUGGCACUGAUGUCACCACAGAGUUGGACAGCUGGAUUGACAAGUUCUGUCUGGAUGCUGAUGUGUUUGUGCUGGUGGCCAACUCGGAGUCCACGCUAAUGAACACAGAGAAACACUUCUUCCAUAAAGUCAACGAACGACUUUCGAAGCCCAACAUUUUCAUCCUGAAUAAUCGCUGGGACGCUUCCGCCUCUGAACCUGAAUACAUGGAGGAUGUGCGUAAGCAGCACAUGGACCGGUGUGUGAACUUCCUGGUGGAGGAGCUCAGGGUGGUGGAUCGCCAACAGGCUCCCAAUCACAUCUUCUUCGUGUCUGCCAAGGAGGUGCUGAACUCCAGAAUGCAGCGGGCGCAGGGUAUGCCAGAGUCUGGUGGAGCAUUAGCAGAAGGCUUCCAGGAGAGACUGAAGGAGUUCCAGAGCUUUGAGAGGACGUUUGAGGAGUGUAUCUCGCAGUCAGCAGUGAAAACAAAGUUUGAGCAGCACACAAUCAGGGCAAAGCAGAUCACUGAAAGUGUUAAAGGCAUCAUGGAUCAAAUCCACAUUACUGCCGCUGAGAAGAGGGUGGCCUCUCUGGAGGAGAGAGAGUAUCUGAUGGACCGCUUAGAGUUUGUCCGAAAUCAGCUCAACCUUCUCAUUGAGGAUAUCAAAAAGAAAAUUAAGAUGGUCUCAGAGCAGGUGGCCAAUCAGGUAUCGAAUGCCAUGGCGGAGGAGAUCUGUCGACUCUCGGUGCUCAUAGACGAGUUUCAUUCAGACUUCCACCCAUCUCCUCAUGUGCUAAAGAUGUACAAAUCGGAGCUGCUUAGUCACGUGGAGAAGGGAAUGGGAAAGAACCUGGCUUUCCGCUGCUCCGAUGCAGUCAACGCUUCUGUGCAGUCCUCUCAGAAAGAAAUGAUCGAAUGUUUGCAGCCUUUGCUACCCGCUGAUGUUCAGAGCCAGAUCCACAUGCUGAUUCCUUCCAGGAAGUUUGACCUCAGCUAUGACCUGAACUGCGCAAUACUCUGCACCGAUUUCCAGGAGAACAUCGAGUUUCAGUUCUCUCUUGGCUGGACUGCUCUGGUCAGCCGUUUCCUCGGGCCAGCCAACGCCAAGCGCGCCCUCAUGCUGGUGGAUCAAAACCUCCAGCUCACACGUCCUUUGGCCACCACUCCAGUAAGUGGCGCCAUUGCACAGGCUCCACCCCCUAGAGCUGCUGCAGCUACUUCAAACCAAUCCCAGGCUGUGGUGAGCCAGGAGGAGCUCAUGAUGUCUAUGGUUGCAAAUCUGGCUUCCAUCACCUCACGCACUUCCAUGAGCGUGGUCAUCGUUGGGGGAGUGGUGUGGAGGAUGAUAGGCUGGAGAGUCAUCGCUCUAUCCUUGAGUCUUUAUGGCAUGGUGUACUUAUUUGAGAGACUCACAUGGACCACCAAGGCUAAGGAGCGAGCACUGAAGAAGCAGUUUGUAGAUUAUGCCACCGAGAAACUCCAGAUGAUCGUCAGCUUCACCAGUUCAAACUGCAGCCACCAAGUACAGCAGGAGAUAGCCAGCACGUUUGCCAGGCUGUGCCAGCAGGUGGACGUAACCCAACGGGACCUGGAGAGUGAAAUCAGCCGGCUGACGACAAAGAUUCAGCAGCUGGAGACGGUCCAGAGCAGCUCCAAAUCACUGAGACACAAAGCCACAGAUUUGGAGAGGCAGCUGGAGAGCUUCUCGAGCCAGUAUCUCCACCCACAGAACUGAAUUCCCCACUCUCAUUCAGCGCCACGGUCUCAGGCCAUCUGCCACAAGACUUUCAGUUUAUUCCACCAGGAAGGAUCCACACAAGAUGCGUAGCAGCUGUAUGAAAAGCCGCACUUUAAAGAAGGUUAUCAAUGAAAAACUGUCACAUACACUUGCACUGUCAUGGGUUGGUUUCUGGCUUUCUUAUUAUGGACAGUUGAGUUGUGAUUUGAUUUGCUGUGUUCGAAUUGAAUCUGUUCUGUAAUGAUAUGAUUGAUUACCGAACUCCGCAAAAACACUACUUUUAUGAACUUUUGAAAGAAAACGAUGACGAAAAAGGCUGAGCUGUAAAAUCAACACCAUGGCACUUCUCAGAACACUGAAAAGCAUUUUUUACUAAACAAAACCAUUAUUACUUUGUUCAUUAUCUCACGGUCUUGAAACAGAGCCCUUUUCUGAACCAUGUUUUCUAGAAGGGAAAGGUCAAAAACUAUCUAAUUUGUAGAUAGCCUUUUGAUCGGUGCCUAUUUUCGAUAUGUUCCUCAAAUCUUUCUAUGAUUCUAACCCAUUCUGAAGAUUUUUUUUUUUUUGGACUGUGCUUUGUAAAAAUGUGAAAUGUUCAACUAAAAAAAAAAGUUGGAAAAAUUGAGAACAUAAUUAAAAUAUUACCCAUGA